Molecule: messenger RNA, 2505 nt
Organism: Mytilus californianus (California mussel)
Lineage: Eukaryota; Metazoa; Mollusca; Bivalvia; Mytilida; Mytilidae
Product: aminopeptidase N-like
Exons: 20
Coding region: 1-2463 (820 amino acids)
Biological process (GO): proteolysis; peptide catabolic process
Cellular component (GO): cytoplasm
Molecular function (GO): peptide binding; zinc ion binding; metalloaminopeptidase activity
Source: RefSeq, a predicted model, not a curated record
AUGGGGUCUGAAGAAGAACCAAUAUAUCCUACACUGGAAUAUAAUACAUAUUACCAGUUUAUAAUACUCAAAUCUGAUGUACAGUUGAGAGCUGGAAAGACAUAUACUGUAGAAAUGUCAUUCCAAGGAAAACUGACAUAUGAUCUUGUUGGACUCUAUCUGAGUUCAUAUAAACGUCAGAGUGACAAAACAUGGAUAUAUCAAGUUGCAACACAGUUUCGAGCAACAGAGGCCAGGAAAGCUUUUCCGUGUUUUGAUGAACCCGCCGUCAAAGCAAAAUUUAGAGUAAUUCUAGUAAGAAAAAAUCACAUGGUUACUUUGUCAAAUACUGACGUCAUUCGUCAAGAGAAGAGGUCUAAUGGUUGGGUAGCCGAUCAUUUUGCAGAAACUCCGAUGAUGUCAACAUAUUUGCUGGCCUUCGUCGUUUGUGACUUCGAGAAUACAACAGACAUUGAAAAUGGACUAACUUUUAGAUCAUGGUCACGGCAAGAUGUGGUAAAUCAAACUGAAUAUUCCUUGAAAGUUGGUAUUGACAUCAUGGAAUAUUUUGAAGACUACCUUGAUGUUAAACUUCCUUUGUCAAAAUCAGAUAUGGUGGCUGUUCCAGACUUUGGUCCAGAAGCAAUGGAUAACUGGGGUCUUAUCCUGUAUAAAGAAUCAAGCAUGCUUUAUAACCUCAAUGAGUCAUCAGAAAGAGACAAACAGGAAGUAGCUAUGCUUGUCUCCCAAGAAAUAGCCCAUCAGUGGUUCGGAAACUUAGUUACAGCAAAGUGGUGGAGUGAUUUGUGGCUACAUGAAGCAUUUGCGAGUUAUUUGGAAUAUAGCGGUCCAAAUCAUGUUUACCCUGACUGGGAAAUGAUGAAUGAUUUUGUUUUUGAAAUAAUGCACAGUGCUUUAAAGUGGGAUGGAGUGGUUGAACGCCGUCCUGUUUACAAAGAAGUCUCGUUUCCUGGUGAGAUCGAUGGAAUGUUUGAUGAUAUUUCAUAUGAAAAGGGUCCAUGCAUUGUUCGUAUGAUGAAAUUUUUUCUUGGGGAACAUACAUUUAAGAGAGGAUUACAGCGUUUUCUGAAGGAGCACCAGUAUUCAACGGCUACACAUGAUGAUCUCUAUAAUGCUUUAGGAAAGCAAGCCAAAAUUGAUGGAAAAUUAAAAUUCGUACAGGAUAUAAAACACAUCUUGGACACCUGGAUUCUACAACAAAACUACCCGACUGUAUCAAUAACAAAGGAAGGGGGUGAUCUCAGACUAUCACAGACAAGAUAUGUCGUAGAGCCUGAAAACGUUAACGAGGACAAUUCGUCGCCACUUGAAUAUAAAUGGGUAAUACCUGUAACCUUUACAACCAAUCGUAAUUUACGCUUUGACCAGACAGACAAAGAUAUCACGUGGAUGGAUAGAAAUGGUUCUGAUGUGGUAAUCUCUGGUGUUAUGAGCAAAGCAUCAUCCAGUGAUUGGUACAUAGGAAACUUAAUGCAGUAUGGGUACUAUCGCGUGAACUAUCCUGAAGAGAACUGGUAUAAUUUAAUCAAUCAACUUAGGACAGAUCAUACGGUUAUUCCUCCUAUAAAUAGAGCACAGAUAAUCAACGAUGCCUGGCAUCUGGCAAAGUCUGGUGAUCUAGCCACAGAAAUCGCUACUCAGGUCUUGGAGUAUUUGCCUGAUGAAGAUGAUUAUGUACCACUCAAAGCUGCAAUGAGCGAACUGAAUUACCUCAAAGAUGUGUUAGACAGAACCAAACUUUCAAGUACUUUCUCUAAAUUCACGCAGAAAAUAUUUUCCAGACAGUUUCGAAAGUAUAGUAUUGAUACCGCAGAAAUUCACACAGAAAAAAUUGCGCAGAUGUACAUAGUUGACAUGGCAUGUGACAAUGAUGAUGAAGAAUGUAUAGAAAUGGCAAAAUCGUCAUUCAGACAGUUCAUGGAGAGUGAAGGGAGUCAUCAAAUUGAUGUCAAUCUGAGAGAUACUGUCUAUUGUACUGCAGUGCGUCAUGGUGGAGUUAAGGAAUGGGAUUACGUACUUAAGAAAUUCAAAUCGUCCAGAAACCCCUCAGAGAGAAAAGUCCUAUACCGUGCUUUGUCGUGCAGUAAAGAUAUGAAGCUCUUACAGAGAUUUUUGAAGUACACCUUAAAUUCAGAGGAAAUCCGACAAGGAGAGUUAACCAAAGCGUUACUAUAUCUUUCCAAAAAUAAAGUUGGACGGUCCUUGGCUUUUGAAUAUCUAACAGAGAAUGCAGGUGCUUUUGAUAGACUCGUAAAAGAUGGAAUGAAACCAGACAAACUAUUCCCUGAGCUGGUAGAAACAUUUAAUACUCAUCAUGAAAUAGAAGGGUUUGGCAAGAAGUCUCCAGUGAACAUGCAAUCAUGGCGUGUUAAAGCGGCAUUGGCAACUGCAAGGAAUAAGCUAACAUGGGGUGAACAGAAUUAUGAUGUCAUCAAGACUUGGCUAAUGAGCAAAGAUAUUUGACAUUAUACAUGUACAUGUAGCUUCCUUGAUUAAAAUAUUUUC